AUGCGCAUCACGUCUCACCUCGUCGCCGCGAGCCUGUGCUUCGGCAAGGGCCUGGCCAGGCCCUCUUCUGCGCCGCCGCAGUAUGUGGGAUACCUCGUCUCCACUUUCAGCGACCCGAAUCCUCAGGUGCAGUGGCACUUGUCGGAGGGUAAUGAUGCCUCUCGGUUCCGGUUCCUCAACGGCGGGAAAGCUGUUCUCACGUCCAAUGUUGGGACCAAGGGCGUCAGGGACAUCUUUCUCACCACCAACUCGGAAAGAACCGAGUACUUCACCAUUGCCACCGAUCUCGACAUCAAUGCCGAGGGCUUCUCGUGGUACCAAGCGACCACAAAGGGGAGCCUGGGCCUCGUCAUCUGGUCAUCGAAGAACCUGGUCGACUGGUCUGAGCCGUCCCUGAGGAUCAUCGAGGAUCCAACCGGCGGCAUGGCCUGGGCGCCGUCCGCCGUCUGGGACGAUGAAACGCAGCAGUACUUUGUCUUCUGGGCCUCGCGGCACUACGCAGCCGCGGACGCGGAGCACGCUGGCCCAGCCAACCUCGACCGCAUCCGCUACGCCACGACGCGCGACUUUGUCAGCUUCAGCAGGCCGCGGGACUACCACGCCCUGCCUGACACGCCGCUGAUCGACCAGGAGUUUCAACAUCUUGGCGCCCCAGGCGCGUACGCGCGUUUCCUGAAGAACGAAACGGUCAAUCAGGUGUAUCAAGAGACGACGACGGACGGCCUCUUCGGCACUUGGACGCGGGUGCCGGGAUACGUGCGGCCCGAGAGCCCGUUGGAGGGCCCGGCCUCCUACGCCGAUAACCUGAUUGCUGGUCGCUAUCACCUCUUCCUCGACAACUAUACAGAGUACGUCCCUUUUGUGACGUCGAAUGUUGCCACUGGCGUCUGGGCGCCGGCGUCGAGGGAGGGCUUCCCGCGCGGCCUGAAGCACGGAAGCGUCACGCCUUUGACGCAGAAGGAAUAUGACGCCGUGGCUGCUCGGUACCCUGCCUGA
Molecule: messenger RNA, 996 nt
Organism: Verticillium dahliae VdLs.17
Lineage: Eukaryota; Fungi; Ascomycota; Sordariomycetes; Glomerellales; Plectosphaerellaceae
Product: endo-1,4-beta-xylanase
Exons: 3
Coding region: 1-996 (331 amino acids)
Source: RefSeq, a predicted model, not a curated record